This is a messenger RNA of Labeo rohita (rohu), 10226 nucleotides long. It is a transcript of the gene dpysl2b, whose product is annotated as dihydropyrimidinase like 2b. Gene Ontology annotation, cellular component: cytoplasm; cytosol. The transcript has 15 exons. Gene Ontology annotation, molecular function: hydrolase activity, acting on carbon-nitrogen (but not peptide) bonds, in cyclic amides. Lineage: Eukaryota; Metazoa; Chordata; Actinopteri; Cypriniformes; Cyprinidae. The record is from RefSeq and is a predicted model, not a curated record. The coding region runs from base 637 to 2568 and encodes 643 amino acids.
UAGAUGUAACACGACGGCUAAAUAUACUGUGCUGUACAUACAGGCUACUGUACGCCCAUCUGACACAUGUGUGCAUAAAAAUAGCUCAGACGGAGCACAAGAACGCGUCCUGUGUGAACUUCCCCUCAUAACCCCAGUCAUAUAAACAGUGAAUCAUAACCUCCGAGAUUCGUCGCGACUCCGGCGUGUGGUGCUGAACGGACAGCGCCCUUAACUUUAACCUGCAUGGGCGUGGCGCUUCAACUAUCAACGGAGCAACGACUCUUAAAGACCGCAGAUAAAAGAAAUCCACAUAAAAAUUAAGCCUCAUUACCAGUUCCACGACUAAACCUAACACGCACUUCUCUUUGUUUACCACAUCCACCGUGUGUUCACCAAACACACAGAGCGAAGGCUAACAAAGGUAUCUCACAAUAGGCUUUAAGUGACAAGUCAUCCGGGGAAAGAGCCCUCAGAUAUGGACACAUUACAUCUUUAACCCUCAAAACCCCGCAUCACUUCCGCUGUUUCUCCUCUCAUCUCUUCAGCAGAGCGUCACCUCAUCCUCCGUCGGUCUCACGUCUGAUUGUCCACAGAGCUCUCUAGCCCGGGGGUUUACGUGCCUUUGCAUCCACCUGACAGUAUUCACUGAGAGAAAUGUCUGCUGCCGGAGAUGUGCCUGCGUUCUUCCAGAACAUGGGAAGCUCCAGCCCCAACCAGCCACGGCAGAAAUUCUGUGGCAUGUUCUGCCCGGUGGAGGGUUCGGCGGAAAACAAGACGCUGGACUUUGACUCGCUGUCCUCAGGGAAAGGUCGAGUGAUCGAGAGGCAGAAGGAUAUCUCCAAACCACGAAAGGUGGAGAUCAGGAGAAGUACCGGAAAAGAGAUUCUGCAGAACUUAAACGACGAGAGUGACCGUCUCUUGAUUAAAGGAGCGAAGAUUGUGAACGAUGAUCAGUCGUUCUGUGCCGACAUCUAUAUGGAGGAUGGUCUGAUCAAGCAGAUCGGAGAGAAUCUGAUAGUGCCCGGUGGGGUGAAGACCAUCGAUGCUCAUGGGCGUAUGGUGAUGCCGGGCGGCAUUGAUGUGCACACGCGCUUCCAGAUGCCUGACAGGGGCAUGACUGCUGCAGAUGACUUCUAUCAAGGCACCCGCGCUGCGCUGGCUGGAGGAACCACCAUGAUCAUUGAUCAUGUGGUUUCCGAACCCGGGACGAGUCUGAUCUCGGCCUUCAACCAGUGGCGGGAAUGGGCAGACAGUAAAGCGUGCUGUGACUAUUCUCUUCAUGUGGACAUCACCGAAUGGCACAAGGGUGUUCAGGAGGAGAUGGAGGCGCUCGUCAAAGAUCACGGCAUUAACUCUUUCCUCGUCUACCUGGCUUACAAAGAUGUUUUCCAGCUCACUGAUUCCCAGAUCUACGAAGUGUUCAGUGUCAUCCGGGACCUCGGGGCCAUCGCUCAGGUCCACGCUGAAAACGGAGACAUCAUAGCCGAGGAGCAGCGCAGGAUUUUGGAGUUGGGCAUCACUGGACCAGAGGGACAUGUCCUCAGUCGUCCAGAGGAGGUGGAGGCGGAGGCAGUGAACCGCUCCGUAACAGUGGCCAAUCAGACCAACUGCCCUCUUUACAUCACCAAGGUGAUGAGCAAGAGUGCCGCUGAUGUCAUCGCCCAGGCCAGGAAGAAAGGUACCGUUGUGUACGGAGAGCCAAUCACAGCCAGUCUUGGCACGGACGGCUCGCACUAUUGGAGCAAGAACUGGGCCAAGGCCGCCGCCUACGUCACGUCCCCACCCUUGAGUCCGGAUCCCACCACGCCGGACUAUCUCAACUCACUGCUGUCGUGCGGGGACCUGCAGGUAACAGGAAGCGCUCACUGCACCUUUAACACCGCCCAGAGAGCCGUGGGUAAAGACGACUUCACCCUCAUCCCUGAAGGAACCAAUGGCACUGAGGAGAGGAUGUCCAUCAUCUGGGACAAAUGUGUGGUAACUGGAAAAAUGGACGAAAAUCAGUUUGUGGCCGUCACCAGCACCAACGCUGCUAAGAUCUUCAACCUGUACCCACGCAAGGGUCGCAUCGCCGUGGGUUCAGACGCCGAUCUGGUUCUGUGGGACCCUGAUGUCACGAAGAUCAUCUCAGCGAAGAGCCACAAUCUGGCGGUCGAGUACAACAUCUUCGAGGGCACUGAGGUGCGUGGGGCACCGCUGGUGGUCAUCAGCCAGGGGAAGAUCGUGCUGGAGGAGGGGAACCUCCACACCACUGAGGGAUCCGGCCGCUACGUUUCCCGCAAGCCUUUCCCUGACUACGUCUACAAGAGGAUAAAGGCUCGCAGCAGGCUUGCUGAACUGAGGGGCGUCCCACGGGGUCUCUACGACGGGCCGGUCUGCGAAGUCUCAGUGACGCCCAAAGCUGUGACCCCUGCUUCCUCUGCCAAAACUUCUCCUGCCAAGCAGCCUGCUCAACCGGUCCGCAACCUGCACCAGUCCGGCUUCAGCCUCUCCGGUGCUCAGAUUGACGACAACGUCCCCCGCCGCAACACCCAGCGCAUCGUUGCGCCCCCUGGUGGCAGGGCCAACAUCACCAGCCUGGGCUAGAUGCCCUCCGUCAAGUCGACAGGAGAAUAGGGGGUUGGGGGGGAGGGAUGUCUAUAACGGAGGUGUUUGCUGAGACCAGCGUGUCACAUCGGGAACCCUCCACAGGGCCUAUGAUUCUCCACUCCCUAGUCUCCCAACCCCUGAGCUCUCGCCCGAUUCCCUUGUUUUACUUUCCCCAAACCUUGCACCACGAGACAUCUAGAGAAAAAAAAGUAUUUGCCUCAUGUGAAGAGAGAAGGAAAAAAUGUAACAUCCACAUUUGAGCACUUCUGAUUGUAUGAUUUUUAUACUGUACUUUCUACCCACCACGAGUCAUGUUAUUAUUUUUGUAUUUAACUUUAUUUGCUUUUUGAAAUCAGAGGGAUCAAGUGCGUGUAUUAGAGAAGCUGUUCAUCAUUGUUACUUAUUAACAAGGCGAGGGUUAGAAUACUGGGUUUCUUGUGUCAUUGCUUGUGGCUAAAAGUCUAUUAGGACUUUUAAGUCUACUACAUUAGGAAUGUUAUUAUUUUUAAGAUUCUUUUAUUAGUUUUUUUUUACUCAAACAAUCAGUUUACAUCAGUAUGAACACCUGACCGUAUUCCGCCCGUGCCCUUUCUGUACCAGUCAAUAAAAGAAAGCUUUUCCAGUGGUCGCUGAUUAAAAAAACGUGUUGUUUCACAACCAGAGAUAUUUAAUUAACACUGUUAAUGUUGUAGAAGAAGAAACCGCAUGUAAAAAACAAACAGCUUAGCAAUGUUGGAGAAAAUAAGAGACGACCACAAAUGGUUUUAGCUGAAAACCCUCCCUGUUUUGGCCUCAAACUAUUAUUAUUUUUUUUUUUUUUUUGCACAAGCUGCUUCAAUACAUAAAGGUUAAGAAGAGGAUAAAAUUAAGUUUGGAUUUGGCCGUCAAAAAAUUGUGAGCUGUUUAGCUACUGUAAGGAUAAUUGAGAACUUAGCAGGUGUUAGCUAUGGAAGCCUAUUUCUGUCAGGGGAUAUGAAAAAGGUAACUACAACUUUUUGUCUCACAAUUCUAACCUUUUCUCAAUACUGAGUGCAUAUCUUACAGUUCUGCUUUUAUUCUCACAAUUCUGAGAGUAAAACAGUCAAAAAGUCAGAAUUGCGAGAUGUAAAAUCAGAUUUCUGAGCAAAGAAGUCAGAAUUGCCAUAUAAACUCAGAAUUGCGAGAUGUAAAAUCAGAAUUCUAAGGAAAGACGUCAGAAUUGCGAUAUAUAUAUAUUCUCAGAAUUCUGAAGAAAGACGUCAGAAUUAAUAUAUAAUUUCAGAAUCGCGAGAUGUAAGAUCAGUCUUCUGAGGAAAGAAGUCAGAAUUGCGAUGCAUAAACUCAGAAUUGCGAGAUUUAAAAUCAGAAUUCCAAGGAAAGACGUCAGAAUUGUGACAUAUAAAUUCAGAAUCGCAAGAUGUAACUUCAGAAUUCUGAAGAAAGACGUCAGAAAUGAUAUAUAUAAACUCAGAAUCGCGAGAUGUAAACUCAGAAUUCCAAGGAAAGACGUCCGAAUUGAUAUAUAAACUCAGAAUCGCGAGAUGUAAAUUCAGAAUUUCAAGGAAAGACAUCAAAAUUGCGAUAUAUAUAUUCUCAGAAUUCUGAAGAAAGACGUCAGAAUUGAUAUAUAAACUCAGAAUCGCGAGAUGUAAAUUCAGAAUUCCAAGGAAAGACAUCAAAAUUGCGAUAUAUAUAUUCUCAGAAUUCUGAAGAAAGACGUCAGAACUGAUAUAUAAACUCAGAAUCGCGAGAUGUAAAUUCAGGAUUCCAAGGAAAGACAUCAAAAUUGCGAUAUAUAAACUCGGAAUCGCGAGAUGUAAAAUGAGAAUUCUAAGGAAAGACGUCAGAAUUGCGAUAUAUAUUCUCAGAAUUCUGAAGAAAGACGUCAGAAUUGAUAUAUAAACUCAGAAUCGCGAGAUGUAAAUUCAGAAUUCCAAGGAAAGACAUCAAAAUUGCGAUAUAUAAACUCAGAAUUCUGAAGAAAGACGUCAGAAUUUAUAUAUAAACUCAGAAUCGCGAGAUGUAAAUUCAGAAUUCCAAGGAAAGACAUCAAAAUUGCGAUAUAUAAACUCGGAAUCGCGAGAUGUAAAAUGAGAAUUCUAAGGAAAGACGUCAGAAUUGCGAUAUAUAUUCUCACAAUUCUGAAGAAAGACGUCAGAAUUGAUAUAUAAACUCAGAAUCGGAAGAUGUAAAUUCAGAAUUCCAAGGAAAGACAUCAAAAUUGCGAUAUAUAAACUCAGAAUCGCCAGAUGUAAGAUCAGUCUUCUGAGGAAAGACGUCAGAAUUGCGAUAUAUAAACUCAGAAUCGCGAGAUGUAAACUCAGAAUUCCAAGGAAAGACGUCAGAAUUGCGAUGUAUAAACUCAGAAUUGCGAGAUUUGAAAUCAGAAUUCUAAAGAAAGACGUCAGAAUUGUGAAAUAAAUUCAGAAUCGCAAGAUGUAACCUCAGAAUUCUGAAGAAAGACGUCAGAAAUGAUAUAUAAACUCAGUCAGAAAGUCAGAAUUGCGAGAUGUAAACUCGCAAUUGCAAGCAAGUCAGAAGUCUGAGUUUAUAUCUCGCAUUAUAUUAUAUCUGACAUUGGCCAGAAAAAGUCUCAAUUGUGAGCUAGAAAGUCAUAAUUUCUUUUUAGCUUCCAUAGUUAGCUAAAGAAAACGCUGUAUUACAUCACUUUUGAAGAACAACAUGCAUGUGAAAUUGGUAGCAACUUCCUAAGGCACUAAAGCCCAAAGUAUACUUAAGUGUUGAGGCAAACACUUGGUAUAUGUUUACAGCCGAACUUGUUGCCUUUCAAAGCAUUUUUGAUAGCCUUGCUCAAACAGCACUCGACACAGGAGCACUAGAAAUGAAGUAGAAACGAGACAUGUUGACACCUUGUGGACAAAUAAGUGCAAGAAAAUGUGCUUUUGUGAACUGAGUGUAGAGAUUUACACGCUUAUUAAGCAUACUUUGGGCAGAGAGUCAACCCCCCGAUGGAUGUUUCCGUAAGUUUGGCUGAAGCGCAAAACGAAUGUGCCAUGUGAGUCGUGAGAUUUUACGGUCUAUUGAGGACUAUGCCGCUACUUUCUAUGUCAACAAAUGUGAUAUCGCAGACCUUAUGCUAAUGUGUCUUUUUUUGUAUCUAUAACUCCAAGCUGUGCCUGAGAUGUACUGAUCACGUUGAGUACUUCUACAAGAGCUUGUUCAUGUUUUUUGUUCGAGACAACUCAAAGGCUGUUAAAUGUAAAAUAGCCGGUGAACCGAUACAAAGGUGCCAGAUUUUUCUCUUAACUUGUCAUAGUGCUAUUGAAAGGCUUAAAAUAUGAUUUAUCACAGCACCAUUUCUAACGUCGACAUUCAUUUUAGUGCCGUAGUAAAUGCUACAUACUGUAAUAAUAUCAUAAAAUAAAAGUUAACGGUUAAAGGUGAUUUUCAACAACUGCGCCUGUGGCAGCUCCAUGUUUUCGUGUUGUUGUUCCUUUUAUUUUGUCAAAGAAUGAAUGAAAGAUUUUUUGUUAAUCUGUUUGUUUUUCAUCCAAGUUGGGCUGGAAACCUGAAAAACAUACCUUAAAACAUAAAGGGCAAUGCACUGAACAGCUAGUAUCAGUUUUCUUCUGUGUUUGACGCAUUUCCUUUUGAAACAAGACGUCUGGACUGGGCACUCUGAAGGGGUCAUCUCUUUAUAUGAAUAAAUGAGGCAUUAGGUAGGCUAUGUCAGUCAUUUAUUGGUUUAUUAUGAUUUGGCAUUUUCUACCCAAUGCUAGUCAGUUGCUUGUGGUGUUGAGGGCGGGACACUGUCGUUCUUGAGAGCGUUUGAUUGGACAAAAAUCAGCAUAGUACAAGAUUAGUCAUCAAUAUUUUUACUUCAUUUGCAGUUUGGAGAAAGAUGUUUCAAAUGUGUUUAUCUGCUAACAUUUAUGAGUACACUAGCAUGGAAGUUAGAUACCGCCACAAAACUCUUAAAGUAACGAUAUUCCACAUUUUGUGGAUGGUGCUAAUAUUUAGGUUCAGCUCAGACAAAGAAGGCAUAGUAGAAAGUAAUAAAAAGGCUUUAACUGGAUUUAAUGUGCCUUGCUUAAAUCUCACUAUGGAUUAGCAAUGGCGGGACUUUUUGUAUAGCCUGUUUUUCAUUUAGUAAACCCUGUCCUCCAGCUGUUUUCUUUUCCCUCUUGCACAUCGGCAAAAUCUUGGCCUCUAUCAUCAUUCUCCAUUGCUUUCCUUUUCCUCUGUGACUCAACACAGAGAAACACACACACACACACACACACACGCUCUGAUUCAUUCCAGUGCUGCUGACAGGGUUUAAACUUACAUAUUCAUCGCUGCUUGGUUGUUGUAAAGUUAUUGUUUACUGGAAGAUUUUUUUUUAAACUGAGGAAACUACGCUCCUAAAUGGACUUGGUGAUGCGAAAAAAAUUGAGUUGGGGAUGUCAAUACUUUUGAGUUCACUUGCAAAACUUUAGCGUUUUCCAGAUAAAUUUCACAUUUACUCGCAAAUUGUUAAAGUUUAGUAAAACGUGGUUGGAGGAUAAAGUAUGUUUCAAAGCUCUCAAGUUCUCUCACAAUUUUUGGCGUUGCCAAGAGAUGCUUUGUGUUUACUCGCAAAACACGCUUUCUUCUGAGAAACUUGCACUCAUUUGCGAAACUUGAGUUAUGUUUGGUAAAAUGAGGUGCGGGAAAAACUAUAUUUCAUCGCUUUUAUUCUCUUGCAAAACUUUUGUGUUCCCUAGAGCGUUUUUCCCUAGCAAAACGUUAAGUUAAAGUUUAGUAAAAUGUGGUGGUGGGAGAAGUUAUUUCAAAACUUCGUUCUCACAAUUUUUUUUUUUUUUUGCGUUCCUCUCAGAAACCUUGCGUUCAUUCCCAAAACUUGGUAAUGUUAAAGUCUAGUAAAAUAAGAUGAGAGGAAAAACUAUAGUCCUAUUUCAAUGCUUUUGAGUUCUCUUGCAAAACUUUUGCUUUCCCCAGAGAAACUUUGCAUUCGCUUGCAAAACGUUAUAUUAAAGUUGGCUGUAGGGUAAACUAUAUUUCAACGCUUUCAAGUUCUCACAUGUUUUUGCGUUCCCCAGAGAAUCUUUAUGUAUACUCGCAAAACACGCGUUCUUCUGAGAACUUUGCAAAACUUGAGUAAUAUUUGGUAAAAUGAGGAGGGAGAAAAAAAAAAUAUUUCAACACCUGUGCUCUCUUGCAAAACUGUUGUGUUCCCCAGAGAAAUUUAGCAUUCGCUCGCAAAACAUUAAAGUUUAGAGUUUUAAGUUUAAAGUUUUGUUUGUGUUUCUUUCUUUCUUUUUUCUUUCUUUUUUUUUGCGAUCCUCUGAGAAACCUUGCAUUCACUCGCAAAACUUAGGUAAUGUUAAAGUCUAGUAAAAUUAGAUGAGAGGAAAAAGUUUAAUGCUUUUGAGUUCUCUUGCAAAACUUUUGCUUUCCCCAGAGAAACUUUGCAUUCGCUCGCAAAACGUUAUGUUAAAGUUUAGUAAAAUGUGGCUGGAGGAUAAAUUAAGUUCUCUCACAUUUUUUUGCAUUCCCACAGAAACGUUUUGUUCACUGGCAAAACACGCAUUCUUCUGAGAAACUUUGCACUCACUUGCAAAACUUGAGUAAUGUUAAAGUUUAGGGAAAAAAAUAUAUAAAAUAUAAAAAUAAACUAUAGGCUUAUUCCAAUGCUUUUGAGUUCUCUUUCAAAACUUUUGCGUUUCCCAGGAAAACUGCAUUCCCUCGCAAAACGUUAUGUUAAAGUUUAGUCAAAUGUGGUGGGAGGAGAAAUUAUAUUAUAAAACUUUUUCCUUCACACAAUUUUUUGCGUUCCCUAGAGAACUUUGCGUUAAAUAAAUAAUGUUAAAGUCUAGUUAAAUGACAUGAGAGAAAAAUCUAUAGGCCUAUUUCAAUGCUUUUAAGUUCUCUUGCAAAACCUUUGGGUUCCUCUGAAAACAGCGCUCGAUUGCUUCUGCUUUCCCUUAAGAAACUUUGCGUUCACUCGGAAAACACUGUAAUGUUAAUAACAUGAGGUUGGAGGACAAACUAUAUCUCGGUGCUUUUUCAAGCUGAAGUAGUACGAGUGAACGCAAACUUUCGUUUGCGAGAGAGCCAAAGUUUUGCAAGCGAAUGAAACAUUAUCUGGCAAUACUUUUGCAAAAGUUUUGCGAGUGAACACAGAAGUAUUUAAUUACAAUUGUUCCUCACGUAUUGUCAUCAUUUCUUUCCACUAACGUGCUCUUAGAGAAACUUACACUGCAAAGAAAGAAAUUUUGCUUUACAGUAAAUUCUUAAAAGGUGCGACAUUCUUAAAAGGGGACUUUCCUGAUCACAGAAAAAAAUAAUUUGUGUAUGUAAGUUUAUAUAUUUCUUUCUUGUGUAGCCUAUAUAUAAGAAUUGGGUUAAAAUUAAUUAAAUGUUUACGUCUUUUUACUGGGAUUCACGACAAAAACACUAAUUAAGAAAAUGACAUUUUGUACCAUUUCUCGAUAUAAACGUUAAUAGAACACCACCCUGUGCUCACUCAAAUGUCCGCUCUUAAACUAGUUUCAGUCAUGUUCUUCAAGUUCAUUAGAAAAAAAGCUACAGCAAGAGAAAAGUCAGGUUGUCGUUUCACCGUUAGUCUUAGGAAUGUGUAUCUCUCAAAUGGAGUGUAAGGCGAGGUUAUAAUGAUUCAUUCGUCUGUUCGCACGGACUGAUGUGUUAAUAAUGGCCUCUGCAGGCCCCACAGAGUCUAUCACCUCAUGACUGUUAUGAUUGUUUUCUUUCUUCCUGUUUCUUUUUUGUUUCUUGCUGACCUCAUUGCUUUCCCACUGUUACUAUGACGACUGUCCCUGCAAGACAACAGGAUCUGACUCUUUUAUUUGUCAUGGCAACACAUUAUACAUCGGAAGCAUGCCCUUAGCAACCCUUCUGGGCCUGGUGCUAUUAAAACAACAUCGAAUGACUGGAUCAUUUCAACUUAGUCGUGAUUACAGUGUAACACAAACCAUUUACAGUACCCACCCUUAAAAAAAAAAAGACAGCUGCCUCGUACUUUUCCCGCCUUUCUUGCAUAGUGGCACAUUUUCCUCAGAUUUGUAGGUUGAUGGUUUGAGAGACAAUAUUUAUAGCUAUUUUAGUCUUGUUUUCCAGGAAGGUAAUACGUUUAGUAAUUCUAGAUAUAUUGGGAGAAAAGAAAUCUUACUUUUUAAUUUAACAUUUUAUUUGUAUUUCUCCACAGUUUUGCUUCUGAGAUAAAUUUAAUUUUUUUUUUUUUAAACAAACAAAAAAAAGUUAUUUCAUUGAAGUUGGUGUGGAAAUAUGGCAUAAACUGAAAACAGAAUUGUGUUUUCCAUGUCCUUUCCUUAUUGAGACAUCAAAUCAUAUGCAAGAGUUCAAAUGAAACAUGCCUUAAGCAUUUCCUCUGAUCCCAGAGCAGCUGUUGGCACUAACACUACACACACACACACUUUGCUAUGUACGCUUGAAUGUUCUUCUAUGCGUGGUAUGUAAUCUAUGUAAAAUGCAGAUGGGAACUGAAAGAUUGUUCAAUCUGAGAUUGCCAAUGAUUUCUAAUCCCAAAACCUUCACUUCCCCCUCUCUUUCCUUAUUCAAGAAGUGAACGUGUUGUGUGCUGGUGUUUAUUCUGUUGGCUGUGCUGUUUGAGGAUGUUUGCUUGCUCUUAAAAGUGUCAAAUCCCUUGGAUGGUAAUGUUACAAAAAAGGAAAAUUAAUAAAAUGGAAAAAAUA